AAAUGUACAGUGUAUCACGUUAGUCGAAUCUCACCGCGCCAGUAAAAGGUUACGUACAGCUGCAUUAUUUGGGGGAAAGGUCGCCCUAUGCUCUUUUUUUCACACUCACCGUGGACAGAUUGAGGGUGUCAUUGCAAGAAAUCGGGCAUAAACUCCUACCCUGGCAAUAGAAGAACAUUGAACCAAGAUCAUGGGGCUUCUCCGAGGUGUGUUUAUUGUAGCUGCCAAGCGCACUCCAUUUGGUACCUAUGGUGGUGUUCUGAAGGAUCAUAGUGCCACAGACUUGUGUGAGCAUGCGGCCAAAGCUGCCCUGGCUGCGGGCGGCGUGGCCCCGGAGCUUGUGAACAGUGUCAUCAUGGGAAACGUCAUGCAGAGCUCCGCUGACGCUCCGUACAUCGCUCGGCAUGUCGGCCUGAGGUGUGGCGUUCCCAUCCCUGCACCCGCCCUCACCGUGAACAGGCUGUGUGGCUCUGGCUUCCAGUCCAUCAUCAGCGGUGCUCAUGAGAUUUGUCUCGGGGAGUCAGAGGUGGUCCUGUGUGGAGGCUCAGAGAGUAUGAGCCAGGCACCAUAUGCUGUUCGCAACAUCCGCUUUGGUACAAAGUUUGGAUUCGACCUCAAGCUUGAGGACACUUUGUGGGCAGGUCUGACUGACCUGCAUGUUAAGAUCCCAAUGGGCAUCACAGCAGAGAACCUGGCAGAAAAAUACCAGAUCACACGGGAAGACUGCGACAACCAUGCAUACCAGACUCAACAAAGGUGGAAGGCAGCUCAUGAGGGCGGUCGCUACACAGCUGAAAUCGCUCCCAUCGAUGUGAAAGCUAAAAAAGGCAAAGUGUCCAUGGCUCAGGAUGAACACCCUCGGCCGCAGACCACACUGGAACAGAUGGCCAAGCUGCCUCCUGUGUUCAAGAAGGGUGGGACGGUCACAGCAGCGAACGCUUCAGGCGUCUCUGAUGGGGCUGCUGCUGUGGUGAUUGCAAGUGAAGAUGCACUGAAAGAACACAAGCUCACUCCCCUGGCCAGAGUUGUGGCCUAUCACGUCUCAGGCUGUGACCCGAGCAUUAUGGGAAUUGGUCCGGUCCCAGCUAUUACAGAAGCUCUGAAAAAAGCAGGUCUGUCUCUCAACGACAUGGAUCUUGUGGAGGUGAACGAGGCCUUUGCUCCUCAGUACCUCGCCGUUGCAAAGGCUCUCGGACUCGACCCAGAGAAGAGCAACGUCGACGGUGGAGCGAUCGCCAUCGGACAUCCUCUGGGUGCCUCUGGAACGCGCAUCACUGCCCACCUGGUGCAUGAGCUGAGGCGACGAGGAGGCAAGUACGCCGUUGGCUCUGCCUGCAUCGGUGGAGGUCAGGGCAUCGCCAUCAUCAUCGAAAACUGCUGAUGGACAGAGCUGCCCGGCUGCGGGACAACACCUGUAGAAAAAUGCUCCACUCACACCGUCCUUUCUCAUAAAGUAAAAUAGGGCUACUACACCCUGAAGAUAUUUCUUUGGAAAUUAGGGUCUGAGCAGCUGAUCAGUUUCUUCCAAGCAAGACAAAUAAAUUAUCUUUUUUUAGUUCACUCAUUACUUACCUCAUGUCAGUUGAUUUAAAUAUGAUUUUAAAUCUUCCGACUCCUCCGAAGAUAAAUAACUAAUUCUGGACUGUACCUUUGUGCUCGUAGCACUCCGCUGAAGAGACUGUUCUGUAUGUGCCUACAAUGCAGUGGUACUGUUAACACGGCCCGUUCUUUGCCUUAAGAUGCUCUCCAUCACUCUGCUUUGGGUUCAGUGUUGCCAGAACCUGCAGCGCAAGUAACGUCUACGCUUUUGUACUUCACCGUGGAAGCAUCCCCAGUCAAAUUUGAAAAUAAAGAAAUGAUUUUA
Molecule: messenger RNA, 1864 nt
Organism: Menidia menidia (Atlantic silverside)
Lineage: Eukaryota; Metazoa; Chordata; Actinopteri; Atheriniformes; Atherinopsidae
Source: the annotation of a GenBank genome assembly